AUGGUAUCAGAUUUUAGAAAAAAGAAGAUACUUCAUGUCUUCAAUACCUUGUUUGACAGCAACAAGAGUGGGAGCAUUGACAAUAAUGACUUAGAAGGAAUUGCAAGCAAAAUUGCCAAAGUCAGAGGUUAUCAACCAGGUGAUGCUAAAUUCAAGGAGAUACUGGAAUCUCUUCAGACUAUUUGGAAUUUGUUGCAACAGCGUGGUGAUGCUGAUAAUGAUGGACAAGUAUCUGCUAAAGAAUGGAUUGACAUUUGCGAUGAGUAUGCAAAGAAUCCUAAUGCCCCACAACAAUGGCAAAAUGCUUGUAUGAAAUUCAUUUUUGAUAUUGAGGACUCUAGUAAAGAUGGAUCAAUCGAUGCGGGUGAAUUUUCAACCAUCUAUGCAUCUUUUGGUCUGAAUAAACAAGAAGCAGUUCAAGCUUUUAACAAACUAUCCAAGGGCAAGUCUAGUGUAACUUGGAGUGAAUUCCAGGAACUAUGGAAGGAAUAUUUCACAUCUGAGGAUCCUAAUGCUGCUGGGAACUUUAUUUUUGGUAAAAUUAGCUUCUAAUCCCGUUCUUUACGUAUAUAUGAUUGUUUAAUUAUUUCUGCACAUAAGGAACUAUGAGAUAUUUAAUUACUUUGAAUAGUU
Molecule: messenger RNA, 633 nt
Organism: Hyposmocoma kahamanoa
Lineage: Eukaryota; Metazoa; Arthropoda; Insecta; Lepidoptera; Cosmopterigidae
Product: calexcitin-2-like
Exons: 1
Coding region: 1-552 (183 amino acids)
Molecular function (GO): calcium ion binding
Source: RefSeq, a predicted model, not a curated record